This is a messenger RNA of Eimeria mitis, 657 nucleotides long. RefSeq lists its product as uncharacterized. The record is from RefSeq and is a predicted model, not a curated record. NCBI's taxonomy places the organism in Eukaryota, Apicomplexa, Conoidasida, Eucoccidiorida, Eimeriidae. The transcript has 2 exons. Gene Ontology annotation, molecular function: RNA binding. The coding region runs from base 1 to 657 and encodes 218 amino acids.
AUGGCAGCUCCUGCAAGUUCAGAGCCAACGUGGCGGCUGCUGUACGGUGAAGAGCCCCGAUAUGUGCAGCCUGCAAGCCGGGUGUACAUACGACACAUACCCACGCGCUUCUCUGAGGCUCAGCUGAAGCAGCGGCUGCAGGCAACAUACGGCCCAGUAGAUAUUGAGGUGUAUGUACGCGGGGGGUGUAAUGAUGGAUACGCAUGGGUAGCCUUUAAACAGGAGGAGUCUGUUAGGAGGGCUAUUGCUCUAGAUGAAGCGGGGAGGAUAGGCGGUCCUGUAUCAGCAGCACCAGCAGCAGCACCAGCAGCAGCAGCAGCACCAGCAGCAGAGUCUGCUGCAGCAGCACCUGCAGCAGCAGAUGCACCAGCAGCAGAAGCAGCACCAGCAGAAGCAGCAGCAGCAGAUGCGCAAGAUAAGCCAAGCAAACAACCACAGCAACAGAGUAAAACCCCCGCAACACAAGCAGCGGGAGGAGGUAGCAACAGCGGCAACAGCAGGGGCAGCAGCAAAAGCAGAAGCAUUGAGAAGGAGAAGCCAGAGCUGGCAGCAGGCGGUGCGGGGCCCAAGCGACAAGAGAAGCAGCAGCAGGGAGAGGGAGAGCAGCAGCAGCAGCAGCAGCAGCAGCAGCAGAAAACAGAAAAGAGAGAGCAGUGA